CAGCCCUGCUGGAUCAGGCCCAAGGAAGCCCAUCUAGUCCAGAGCAUCCUGUUUCGCACAGUGGCCCACCAGAUGCCGCUGGAAGCCACAGGCAGAAGUUGAAAGGGGCUUGUCCUCCCUCCUGCUGUCACUCCCCUGCAACUGGUACCCAGAGGCAUACAGUGACCCAUGCGGGGGGCGGGUACAGGGUUUUGUUGUUUCUGAGGUGUUCUGAGUGUAGAUUCUCUGGUAGCAAAUGAGUGGAUUCAUGGUUUGUCAUUGAAAAUCUCAUAUUUGUUAUUUCUCUGUGUAAACCACCCUGAGCCAUUUUUGGAAGGGUGGAACAUAGGAACUUAGGAAGCUGCCAUCUACUGAGUCAGACCCUUGGUCCAUCUAGCUCAGUAUUGUCUUCACAGACUGGCAGUGGCUUCUCCAAGGUUGCAGGCAGGAAUCUCUCUUGCAGAUGCUGCCAGGGAGGGAACUGGGAACCUAGAUGCUCUUCCCAGAGUGGCGGCUCCAUCCCCUAAAAGGGGAAUCUCUUGCAGUGCUCACACUUCUAGUCUCCCUUUCAUAUGCAACCAGGGCAGACCCUGCUUAGCUAAGGGGCCACGUCAUGCCUGCUACCCCAGGACCAGCUGGGUCCUGUGUCUUGCCAGCAUCAUCGCCACCGUGGCCUGCCGUUGCUCUAGCAACCGCUGUUGCUAAGACAACGGUUGGUUUCCUUUCCGACAGGGCAAAGAGGAGGAGGAGGAGGAGAGUGAAGGCGCACUCCCGGCUCCGAUGCAGGCCCAGGGCCCCUCUCCACCGCAAGGGCCCCCCAGAGCAGGGGCCCCGCCGGCACCCGCCGGCUCCCCCUGCUCUCCGGCCUGGAAUGUGCUGGGCGGGGGUUUGCCGGGUCUGUGUGUGCAGCUCUGGCGUUUGGGCAAACCCCUGGAAAAGCUGCUGACCCGGAAUUCCCGCCGGGUCCUGGCAAGGAACGGAGCCGGCAGCUGACCUGCCGCGGCUGCUGCCUCGUUGCCCGCUAAUCUUCUCUAAACCGAGGGGCCGGUUUCUAAGGGCGGCCGGGGGAGCUGGCCAUUGUGGAGCGGAGCCCUCCCUAUUGACGCGGGAUCUGGGGGCGCGCAGCUGCUGCCUCAGCAUCCCCAGCAAAGCCCCGGCUGCGUCCGGAGCCGGCCCCAUAAAUAGCACCGCCUGUUUGCCGCCGAUGCCCGUCGGAGCUGCCUGUGCCAUCCGGGAGCGGAGGCACCAUGACCGAGCAACACAGCCCGCCGGAGGAGAUGGCCGCUGCUGAGAGCCCAGAAGAAGCGGGGCCGAAUUACAAGGUCACCCUCUAUGAGAUGGAGAAUUUCCAGGGCAAGAAGUGUGAGCUGACCGACGAGAGUCCCAAUGUGACGGAGAAAGAGCUGGAGAAAGUGGGCUCCAUUCAGGUGGAGGCCGGCCCGUGGCUUGGCUUUGAGCGGCAGGCGUUCAGCGGCGAACAGUUUGUGCUGGAGAAGGGAGAUUAUCCCCGCUGGGACUCCUGGUCCAACAGCCACAACAGCGACACCCUCCUCUCCGUCCGCCCCCUGCUGGUUGACAGCCCUGACCACAAGAUCCACCUCUUUGAAAACAUCAGCUACAGCGGCCGCAAGAUGGAGAUCGUGGAGGAUGACGUCCCCAGCUUGUGGGCGCACGGCUUCCAGGACCGCGUGGCCAGUGUCAAGGCCCUGAACGGCAUAUGGGUGGGGUACGAAUACCCUGGGUACCGCGGCCGGCAGUACGUCUUUGAGAAAGGCGAGUACCGGCACUGGAACGAGUGGGACGCCAGCCAGCCCUUAAUCCAGUCUGUGCGGCGGGUCCGGGACCAGCAGUGGCACAAAAGGGGCUGCUUCGAGGAGAGCUGAAGGAGAGCGGUCCACAUUUGCCGGGAACCGAGGAGGCGCCUUGGCCCCCUGCUUGCUGUCUGUGUAAAAGACGACCUCGUACGCUCUCAAUAAAUAUCUGAGCCCCCA
Molecule: messenger RNA, 1970 nt
Organism: Hemicordylus capensis (graceful crag lizard)
Lineage: Eukaryota; Metazoa; Chordata; Lepidosauria; Squamata; Cordylidae
Gene: CRYBB3
Product: crystallin beta B3
Exons: 6
Coding region: 1227-1862 (211 amino acids)
Biological process (GO): lens development in camera-type eye; visual perception
Molecular function (GO): structural constituent of eye lens
Source: RefSeq, a predicted model, not a curated record